This is a messenger RNA of Funneliformis geosporum, 3849 nucleotides long. The record is from the annotation of a GenBank genome assembly. NCBI's taxonomy places the organism in Eukaryota, Fungi, Glomeromycota, Glomeromycetes, Glomerales, Glomeraceae.
AUGACGGAGCAAAUUAUUCAAGCUUGUAAUGCUAGUGAAGAGCAAAACCAACAGGGAGUUUCUAUAAGUACGCAGACAGAAGAACCGAAAGAUAUGAACCAACCCGGAGCUUCUAUUAGUACGCAGACAGAAGAACUGAAAGAUACAAAACAAGGAGCUUCUAUUAGUACGCAAACAGAAGAACCUACGAACCAACAAGGAGCUUCUAUUAGUACGCAGACAGAGGAACCAAAAGAUACGGAACAAAAAAGAACUUCUAUUAGUACUCAAACAGAAGAACUGAAAGCUACGAAUCAACAAGGAGCUUCUAUUAAUGUUCAGACGGAAGAACCGAAAGCUACGAAUCAACAAGGAGCUUCUAUUAAUGUUCAGACAGAAGAACCGAAAGAUACGAACCAACAAGGAGCUUCUAUAAUUACGCAGACAGAAGAAUCAAAAGGUUUGAGCCAAAGCAUCAACAAUAAUGUGGAAAAUAAGAAAGUGACAGUGGAAGACGUAGGGUCAGAAGAAACUUUAGUAAAAAAUAAUGGUCCAAAUGAUAACUCGAAUGAUACGAAUUCUAACGAUACGAGUAAUGCAACAGAAGACUUUUUAGAUUUGCAUGAUGAAGGGCCAAAAGAAGAAAAUGAGGAUCUUCUUUAUGAUCCAUCAAGACCAAUAACACAUCGUAUAGAAGAAGCUAUUCAAAAAUUUAGAAAGAACCGUAAAUUCACCCCAAUUCGUAAUCAGGUUUUCACCUCUUAUCUUCGUUUUGGCGGGAUUAGUACGGGUCAAAAACAAUUUUUGAGUCAAGAUGGGGCUGAUAAAGAAGAUGAAGAUGCACAAGAUAUUGCAGCGCGUCGUAGUACAGAUUUCGUUGAAGACGAUGAAGAUAUGGAAGUAGACUUUACGUAUACGGUUCAAGUCUACUUGUCUGGCUUCUUGAUAGAUAAAUCUGGUUAUGUUCAGAUGGACCAAUUUCGUGAAGGACCUCAGGUCGUGAUUUCAUUUUUAAAUUAUUUGUGUAAUCGUAAUGUAUGUCCAGAAUAUGAAGCUGAUAUGCGAAAUGCUUUACGAAUCGCUAGCAAAGCAGCGAUCGAAUUACCGAACUGUAAAUCACUUGCACAUAGUGCUCCAGGAAAAUUCAACAAAGCAUGUUCUUUGUUAUUUGGAGGAGAAUUAUAUGGUGUGCUUGAUGAUCCUUGGAAUGGAGAAGAUAAGGUAGCAUCAAUGAUUGGAAUUUCAAAAAGGGAGGGAACGCAACUUAUUAAAUAUGUAUUUGGAGCCAAUGCAUUUGAAGAGUUGAAACUUGUGGAAGAAGAUUCUAAAUAUACUUUGACGUGUGAAAUUAUUGAGGUGGUGCCAUACUCAAAAGCUAUUGGAGAAAUUUCUGCGGGGAAUAACAAUGAAUCACCUAAUCCAAAAAACGAAGCACAACAAGCGAAUGAUGAAAAAUCAGCGGUGAAUAGCAAUGAAUCACCUAAUCCAGAUAACGAAGCACAACAAGCUAAUGAUGAAAAAUCAGCGGUGAAUAGCAAUGAAUCACCAAAUCCAGAUAACGAAGCACAACAAGCUAAUGAUGAAAAAUCAGCGGUGAAUAGCAAUGAAUCACCUAAUCAAAAUAACGAGGCACAAACUAAUGAUGGAAAUUCGGCGGUGAAUAGUAAUGAAUUAACUAAUUCAAUCGACGAGUCAAUUAAAAAAGAAACAAGUUUCACGAAGAUAUUUUUACGUGAGCGUGACGUAAAAAAAGCGGAACCUUUUUAUAUCACUGUCAAUCCCGAAUUAGGAGGAUUUGCUACGCCCGGAAUGAUUAUCACCGCAGAUUUUUAUAAGUUAUCUAACGGGUUUUGGUAUUGGGAUAAAGUAACAAAUAUUUUACAAAAUAAGAUUAACUUAUUGAAAAUGUCUCACCUGGGAAAUACAAAUUCUUCUUUGAAUGUCUCUUCUUUAAGGGAAUUGGCUAGAAAACAAUUGACCACUGUUCUAGAUUCAGUUAGAGGGAAAAAAUGUUUAGUAUUGGAUCCAAAUAUUAGUGCACCUUUGAGUUUGAUAGCUGAAUUUUCUUUAUUAAAGGAACAUGGCGUAGAAAAGGUGCAUUAUCUACAACAAGGACCUUUAGAAACCGAUCUAAAAAGUUUGAUUUAUAUUUGCCGUCCCCAAUUGAAUUACAUGAAAUAUAUUGCUGGUCAUCAUCAAAAGAACGAUCCCUCAUCAGUUUAUGAAUACAAUCUUUUCUUUGUUCCUCGAAGAACUAAGAUUUGUGAAAGGGUUUUAGAGGAUUCCGGUGUAUUUGGAGAUAUCCUUUACGUUUUCUAUCAUCUAGAUUUAAUACCGUUUGAGGAUGAUUUACUGUCUUUAGAGUUGGAUAAUACCUUUAAAGAGCUCUACUUGGACGGCGAUUAUACUUCAAUUUAUUAUGCGGCAAGAGCACUUAUGAAACUCCAGACAAAAUUCGGUCUUUUCCCGAGAGUAAUUGGAAAAGGGGAUUGUGCUAAACACUUAGCCGAUAUGUUACUUCGUAUGCGUAAAGAAGUUGCAGUAGACGAUCCAUCGUCCACAUUAUCAGUAUCUCAGAGCAUUGAUUCUCUAAUUAUUAUAGAUCGAUCCGUUGAUCUCAUUACUCCUCUUUGCACACAAUUAACUUAUGAAGGAUUAAUAGAUGAAGUGUUUAGCAUAAGGGCUUCGCAUGUAGAGGUUGAUUCAUCUAUUGUGGGUCCUGCCUCACAAAAAUCAGUUGCUACGACAUCAGCAACUACAUCGACGACUACUACCACACCGGCACAACCUUCGCCUCCACCCCCUGCUAAGAAAAAAAAGAUUGCACUUAACUCUACCGAUAAACUAUUUGUUCAGUUGAGAGAUAUGAAUUUUGCAGUAGUAGGCGGAGUUCUUAACCGAGUUGCAAGAAGGAUCAAUGAAGAUUAUGAAGGUAGACAUCAAGCUAAAACAGUUGCACAGAUUCGUGAAUUUAUAAAUAAGCUAGGAGGGCUUCAAUCUGAACAUCAAUCAUUAAGGACUCAUACUGGUAUAGCUGAAGAAAUUAUGGCGUACACCGUUACACCUGAAUUUAACAAAGCUCUUGAGGUGCAACAAAACUUAGCUGCAGGAAUAGAUAUAAACUUACAAAAUGACCAUAUUGAAGAAAUGAUCAACCGGCAAGUACCAAUCGUGCAAGUGUUAAGAUUGUUGUGUCUACUGAGCAUUGUAAAUGGUGGAUUAAAGCAGAAGAGCUUUGAAUUUUUUAAAAAAGAAAUUUUACAGUCUUAUGGGUUUGAACAUCUUCAAACACUCUUGAAUUUGGAACGCUUAAAUAUGUUCGUUAAACAAGGGUCCACUAAUAAUAAGUUUAGUAGCAUCAGAAAACAGCUUCAACUAAUUGUUGAUGAGGUUGAUGAACAUAACCCACAGGAUAUAUCUUAUGUAUAUUCAGGAUAUGCUCCGUUGAGCGUACGCUUGAUACAAUGUGUAACUAAAGGUUGUCCAACAUCCAUUAAUCCCGUGGUUACUGGCGCGGCUAAUAAUGUUGCUGGGACUGGCGUUUCUACUAGAAGCAUCGGAUGGAAAGGGUAUGAAGAUGUUCUGAGAAUGUUACCAGGAAAAUCAUUUGAUGAAGUUCAGAGACUUGAUGAUGGAACUAUUCGUUCAAAAAAAUUGAUCCAGGGACAGCAACCACGCGUUACUCUCAUAUUUUUCUUAGGAGGUUGUACAUACACUGAAAUUGCAGCAAUAAGAUUUAUGGCACAGCAAGAAGAAGGUCAACGAGAAUAUAUAAUUGCUACAACUCAAAUUAUCAAUGGCAAUUCAUUAUUAAAUUCAAUCAUGCAAAAGAUAGAUCACUUGGGUCAUUCUACAAGUGGAAGUUCUUAA